Molecule: messenger RNA, 4535 nt
Organism: Lethenteron reissneri (Far Eastern brook lamprey)
Lineage: Eukaryota; Metazoa; Chordata; Hyperoartia; Petromyzontiformes; Petromyzontidae
Product: synaptophysin-like
Cellular component (GO): synaptic vesicle membrane; synaptic vesicle
Source: RefSeq, a predicted model, not a curated record
CACAGAGAAAAGUGUAACACCGCAACCGACCCGCGCCGCGUGGUGUCUGACCGCCCGCAUCUGCCCGGCGCUCACCACGCCCUCCUCGCGCGCGCGCUCGCCACUCUUCCGCCUUCACCGCCACAGCCAUGGACGCCGCUCAGUCUGCCAGCUCGUUCUUCGGCGUCGUCCGGGAGCCUCUGGGCUUCAUCAAGCUGCUGGAGUGGAUUUUUUCUAUCUUUGCCUUUGCAACCUGUGGUGGAUAUUCCGGCUAUUUUGAAAUCUUGGUGAACUGCAAGAAUAACUCGACCAACAAGACAAGGAUUGAUUUCAGCUAUCCAUUCAGGUUAAACCAAGUGACAUUCCCGGUGCCCAACUGUACGGCGAACCCCAAGGACGUUGGCAACCUUUACGGCGACUUCUCCUCGUCGGCCGAAUUCUUUGUGACCAUCGCCGUGUUUGCCUUCCUCUACUCGUUGUUUGCCCUGGUCGUGUACACGUUCUACCAGCCCAAGUACCAGCAGUACCGCGGACCCCUCAUAGACUUCGUGAUAACUGCACUCUUUGCCUUCAUGUGGCUCGUGAGCUCCUCCGCCUGGGCCAAGGGCCUCGCCGACGUCAAGAUCUCCACGAUGCCCGACACUGUCUACAAGCUCAUCUCCAUCUGUCAGGAGCAGAAGAUUUGCACGAGCGGAGCCACUGCCAUCAUGUCGAGCCUCAACGUGUCCGUGGUGUUCGGUUUUUUGAACCUCAUCCUGUGGUCGGGAAACGUGUGGUUCGCCUACAAGGAAACGGCUUGGCAUGGCAACGCGGAGCCAAGCUCGGCCGCCACCAACCCGCCGAAGGGCCCUGCCACAGGCCCUGCCACCUAUGGGCAGUGAGCGUGGCAAGUCAACGACCAGGAAACCAAUCCGCCUGUCCUAGUGAAGUGUGACGUGCAUAGGUUUGCGAGAAUUCGUUUAGGUUUUUUUUAAUUACUACUGUCUCGUUUAAAAGAGAAAGUUCGAGACGUUGCAUUCAUUUUUGUUUUACACUACAGUAAUUUUGGAAUGUGGGUUUAUUUUACACACCUCAAUCUGGUAUCUCGAUUGUUGACAUGCAAUCCUAUCAUUCCUAGUUUAAAACAAAAAGUUAUAAUCCAGAACUCCACAUUGAUUGAUCAGCAAAGUACAUUUAUCACGAAAUUGCCCAAUGAUAACGGUGCCAUUGUUAGGAACUACCCAGAGUAGAUUUUCAUUACAAAUUUCACACGCACUUGUUGACAAAGUUGUAUGUUUUAUUGGUGACCCUCAAUUAUCACUGACAGAAGCCCACUGCGUGCCAGAUGAGAUCAUUCUCAUCAAGGUGGAGUUAUUGUUUUUGCCUCCACUUUAAAACUGAGUUCUGUUGUAUUUGGGUUUUAAAUUCCAUAUCUUUGCUUUAAGCACAAGGUCAUAUCAACAAAGCAGGUAGCCACUCAUACAUGUGAUAUAGCAGUCGGUUUUUUGAUCUACCAACUAAAAUAAAUUGAGGAUAUGCAUACAGCUCGCAUACGGAUAAAUCCAUUACCAACAUGACCUCAUUUCAUGUGGUUUUAUACUUUAAAAUGCUUUACAACACAUACACACUUCAAGGUUCUUAUACACAAAAACUCGAAGUGAUGACAUUAAGUGUCUGCUGUGGAGCAGCUGUGACAUCUGGUAGAGGGUAGAGAGUGUUGGUGAGGUGUGCGGGUAUCAAUGGCUUUGGCCUUGAUGACAUCUUGCCCUGAGAAAUAUGCAUAUUUUCCAGCUGUGCCCAUUGGAUUUUUUUUAUUGCAUGUGUUCUAAAUAGUUUGAUAAAAAAUAUUAAUAUUUUGUGCCUUACAGUUGCUACAGAAUAGCUCAGGAUUUUUUAAGCUUAGAUAGCAAAGAAAUUGCUAACAUUUCAAAUGCCAUUUGAAAUGCAAGCAAGCACAAACCAUCCGACUGGAAUUUCCUUGUGUUGCCAAAAAAUCUUAAUUAUUUUGCCACGGUGGAUAAUGCCGUGCGAGUUUGAAGGCGGCAGUUUGCAAAAAUCACUCGUGCAUACAAGAACACCAGCAACGGCCACUUGUUUUACCUUGCACUUCUAAGUCACUGAAGUCACUGGAAACAUUUUUCCCACCAAGAUUACAAAUUCACAUAUUUCAUGCAUUACGUAAGAAUUGCAUUUGUACUGCAUAUUUUUGAUGUAAUUACUUAGCCCCAGCCAGCCAAAAUCGCUUAACCCCAUCGCCAAGGUUCGCAUUUAGCGCAAGGUGCAUUUCCUCAAGUUCAACCAGUGCCUUUACUCUCGAGUGAGAGGGACAAAGAAGCGGGCUUAACGUCUGUACCUAAAGCACAGGACCGCAUUAAACAUUCACAUAUGUGAUCAAGUUAAGCGACCAUUAGACGGUCUACGUAAUCUUCGGUCUUACGUCACCGCAUGUAAUGGGUAAUAAAACAGAGGCAGAAUUCCCAUCCCAGUGCGAGCUCGGUCUUCAUCUGUUGAGGAACUUAGUUCUAUUUUUUAUAGCAACAAUCAUGAUGCCUCAAAACCCUCAAUGUUGUGCUAAAACAGUACAGUAUAAUCUGGACAUGAGCACACAUUGUAUAUAAGCACAGUUCUGUUAUAGGCAACGCAUGCUGACAUCACACUGGUGGGUGCAAGGCCAAGGGCAACUACUCGUACAAGCACACCCCCAGUGUGACUACUCCCGAGGGGUGUGUUUACAUCCAACUUCUACUUUGCUAUAGUGUGCUCGAUGUCAUGAAAAUGUAACGAUUCUGUGAUGAUAUUACAUCACAUGCUCGAACCCAGGGGUCAGCAACCAAAAUAACAAAGCCAAUUUUUUUCUAAUUCGGUGUAAAAAAAUCAAUAUUUCAAGAGCCGCAAUGCAUUGGUGCAUACCAGACGGUGGUCCUUCAUGAAUGGCAUCACAAAGCGGCCCUUAAAGAGCCGCACGCAGCAGCUCCGAAGCCGCAGGUUGCAGAGCCCUGCGAACGGAGAGGCCAAGAUCGUUGUUAACACAUUCUGACCAGUAUUGCUGUUGCCAUUGCUCGGUGCCAAAUACACAAGCAGCCUCUCGCAUCCAGCAGUAUGUGUAAGUGCUCAAUGUUGGAUACCAAUGCAUUCACUGAUGAAUACCCCCCCCACUCUCCGAUGGUUACUAAUCAAUAGAGAGGAUUGCUAUGGAGACACAAAUGUUCGUUGCAAAUUGACUUAAAGGUGGUCAACCGGAGUUAUCGCGAAAAAAAAACUGAGAUACCAACGUGUAGGUUAAAUUUGGCACGUUCAACAACUUAAUUUGAGUAUUUGUUCAGAGUGAACAAUUAUUGCCAAAGAUUAAUUUUGAUCUACCUGGAAAUACAGUGCACUCGUCAAGUUUUCCCAAAUGGUCACAAUAGUGUUUCGUCAUUUAUGAAUGACGACUGUGCAGCACAUGCGUUGUACUCAAGUGCCUGAAAAUGCGUAACUAAAAUUUAUUGUAAGUUGUGGAAAAUGUAAAUUCUUUCAAAGUUAUUUGCCAUGAGGGUGGUGCUUUGUCUGCUUAAGAUUGACGUGUUGUCAAGUGAGCAGCACUCAACGUCGCUCCUCCAAAUGUCAACAGGCGGCCUUGUUAAUGCUCGGUAAAGGUUGCCAUUAGUUUGUGCCUUAGCACUUGGUUUCAUUACUGAAUGAGUACCAUGGGUUGAAAAUGUUUAUUAACACUCAAUCCUGUAUGCCAUGAAGUUAUUUUACCUUGAUUGGAAUGUCAUUGACUUCUUGUAGCAUUUAAAAAUAAAUAUCAUUUAGAGACAUCUUUUGGGUAGAGGGCUUGUGUAAGGACAAGUCAAUCAUUUAGACAGUGGUAGUCGCUUUAUUUCAUUGAUUAAACACUUCCAAACGUGCAGGCGUAUUUGCCGAGACAAAGCUGACUGAGUGAUUGUGAUGAACACCUGCACAUGAACCCUGUGAGAUGUCUAAAUAUUUUUUCGUGUGAUUCGCAAACAUUAGUAUUAGACUUUUCACAAAUUUAAAUAUUGCAGCGUUAAUAGAGCGUAGGAUUUAAUUCUCAUUGCUUGUUUGAAGUCUUGUGUUUUACGAUUAGAAUAAAUACUGUAAGUCACGCAGCCUUCAUGCACCACCUGCGCCCAACGUUAAUAAAUGAAUUGUCGUGUGUGACUAUGGUCUAAGCAGAGUUGGGGCAAUUCACAGUUUACACCUUGCUCCGUUAAAAAUCAAGCUAUGGGUGUUAAUAUUUUCGUGUGUCUUUAAACGCUUACAUCCAUAGGUAUUUGUACUUAUGAGUUUGACAUUUUUUAAAGCAAAUUACACUGCUAUGAUUGUUAGUUGUGCUCUGAGUUUGUUUUAGGAGGCUGCCGCGUUUCGAAAAGGUGGCUUGAUCGAGAUGGGAGUUAUUGUCAAAGUUGCUUUCUCUGCAUGAUGAGCCCAUGGGUCUGUGAAGAGAACGCCGAUCUCUGUUAAAUCCCGGAAAUGAGAAACCGCCCAUGCUAGGAUCUGUUUUCAUCUUGAAGUUGGUACGUUUUUGGUUGGAUUGUGUAUAUGCAUUUGGACAAAUAAAAAUUAGAAAUAAA